AUUCUUAUUCUAAUCUCCUCUGAGCAUCCGCAUAUCUCCCUUCGGUCAAAAUGACUAUUAUCAGGAAGGUUUCGAUCAUCGGGGCCACCGGCACCCUCGGAUCCCACAUUGCCAGCGCCCUCUCAGCAGCCGGCCACGAAGUCACCGCCGUCCAGCGCAAGGACUCGGACAAGCCAGUCCCCGCAGGCGUCAAGGUCGUCAAAGUCGACUAUCAGAACAAAGAUGAACUGAUAUCUACCUUUACCGGCCAGGACGUCGUCAUCAGCGCCGUUCCCUCCCCCCAACUCACCUCCGAAAAGACCAUCAUCGACGCCUGCAUCGCCGCCUCCGUCAAACGCUUCAUCCCAUCCGAAUACACCACGAUGAUGGAAUCCCCUCUAACCAUUAACCUCCCCAUCGCCAAAGAAAAGGUUCUGAUUCGCCAGCACCUGAACUCUGUCAUUCCAGACACUUCCGCCCCUACAACCUGGACCUCCCUUAACACCGGCGCUUUCUUCGACAUGGCCCUCAAGUACGGCGUCUUGGGCCCUAACCCUAUAAUCAAGAAAGCUGUCUUUCAUGACGGUGGUGAUAAAAAGAUUGCCGUUUCACUGUUAAGUGAUAUCGCCACUGCUAUUGUUAAGCUCCUAGAGUCUACUACUAAUUUCGAAGCUGCGGCUAAUCAGCCGGUUUAUAUUUGCUCAGCUGUGGUUACGGAGAGGGGGUUGACGAAGAUUGUUUCUGAGGUUCUGGGGGUGGAGUUUGGAAUGCCGGAGGAUGUUGAGGUGAGGAAACUAAUUGAGGAGUCGGAAGAGAGGUUGAAGAGGGGGGAUAUGUCGGCUAUUAUUAAUUAUUGUUAUCAGAUGAUGUAUGGGGAGGGGUAUUUGGGUGGGGAGUUUAUGCGCUGGAAUUGGAAUGAGAGGCUGGGUUUGAGGAUUAUGGAUGAGGGGGAGGUUAGGGGUGCGGUGAGGGAGAUUUUGGGGGUUUAG
Aspergillus vadensis CBS 113365 is the source of this 968-nucleotide messenger RNA. Its product is annotated as aromatic alcohol reductase. Gene Ontology annotation, molecular function: oxidoreductase activity. The coding region runs from base 51 to 968 and encodes 305 amino acids. The transcript is spliced from 3 exons. The record is from RefSeq and is a predicted model, not a curated record. NCBI's taxonomy places the organism in Eukaryota, Fungi, Ascomycota, Eurotiomycetes, Eurotiales, Aspergillaceae.